AUGGAGAAGCGUACAAGACGCCUAGGACACAAGAAAUCGAGGAACGGAUGCCAGCGCUGUAAAGCACGUCGUGUCAAGUGUGACGAGGAACGGCCGUGUCAGAAGUGUGUUGCCCAUGGGGCACACUGCAGUCUCCUCGAUCGUCCCGCAUCGGUAACGGCCCCUCUCACGCCACCCGCCGCAGCCAAGCUUGCCCAGCAUGAACAGCGAUACGCGCCUAUUCAGCAGGCCGCGCCGGCGGUGACGGCCUCGUCAAGCUCGUCCUCGAAGCAGUCAAGUCAUGGCAUGCAAGAAGCGGCGAGUGAAGCAGGUCUCACCCCCAACACUGCAGUGAGCAGCACUUCUCCCUAUCCUGGGGGUGAAGCGGCGCCAGACCCGCGCAACCCCGCCACGGAUCCCUGGGAUCUCUCGGAGGAUUGGCUACAGAGUUUACGCCUGAUGCACCACUACAGCACCAGUACCCGGCACGUCCUGCCAAAGGAUGCCUGUACCGAAGAGCUCUGGAAGACGGCUAUACCCGAGAUGGCCUGCUCUCACAAAUUCUUAAUGCACGGCCUGUUGGCCUUGUCCGCCCUCCACUACGCCCAUGUCCACCCGCAACAGCGGAAAAAGUACGACAUCAUCUCGGUGAACCACCAGAAUGAAGCCCUGCGCUUCUUCGCCCUCCGUUUAAACGACAUCAACAAGGACAACUGCGAGGCCUACUUCUUCCUCGCGACGCUCAUCUUCAUCGUCAGCAUCUGCUCCGUCGCACAUAGCGAGAGCUUCGGUAGGUCCAUCGCCCUCAGCGACGUCUCGCAAUCCUUCUCUCUCCUCCACGGCGUAAAGGGCAUCCUCGACUUCCAGCCCAUAGAAGCCUGGAGGCAGCGCGGGGGUCCCCUCGAUGGCCUGCUGCGCCCACCCGUACUAACGCAGGGCGGUUGGGUGUCGACGUCGGUGUUCCAGAAGCGCCUCGAUGUCAUCACCUCGCUGGCGAGAGAGGUGCCCGCGUCCUUCACCGACGUCAUCAAUCCGCAGUCCGUAUGCGUGCUGGCGCUGGAAGGCUUGCGGAGGGCGCACCAGAUGAGCAGGGGCGAGGGGGAAAAGCCCGGCGGGGUGUGGGGGUGGUCAGCUACCCUGCCCGCCAUGUUUAUCGACAUGGUGGCCAGCGGGCACCCUACGGCGCUCGUCAUCCUGGCGCACUAUGCCGCUUUGGCAAAGCCGUGUGAGAAGGCCGACUGGCUUUGUGACGGGUGGAGUGGCGCGGUGAUGCGCUUGAUUGAGAGGACGUUGGAGGAUGAGUGGAAGCCGUGGAUCGAGUGGCCGAAGCGCAGCGUCUUUGAGAGGAUUGACGUUGAUGAUAUGGAAGUUUGA
This is a messenger RNA of Colletotrichum abscissum, 1353 nucleotides long. Its product is annotated as fungal Zn binuclear cluster domain-containing protein. The record is from RefSeq and is a predicted model, not a curated record. Gene Ontology annotation, molecular function: zinc ion binding; DNA-binding transcription activator activity, RNA polymerase II-specific. Bases 1 to 1353 code for a protein of 450 amino acids. Gene Ontology annotation, biological process: regulation of transcription by RNA polymerase II. The transcript has 4 exons. Lineage: Eukaryota; Fungi; Ascomycota; Sordariomycetes; Glomerellales; Glomerellaceae.